Messenger RNA from Botrytis sinoallii, 2130 nucleotides. RefSeq lists its product as uncharacterized. Bases 1 to 2130 code for a protein of 709 amino acids. NCBI's taxonomy places the organism in Eukaryota, Fungi, Ascomycota, Leotiomycetes, Helotiales, Sclerotiniaceae. The record is from RefSeq and is a predicted model, not a curated record. Gene Ontology annotation, molecular function: protein binding. The transcript is spliced from 4 exons.
AUGGAGGUACUUGCUGGAGUAUCGAGCGUGCUCUCGGUUCUUGGUUUUGCCAUCCAGCUUGCAGACGGUAUCAAGAAAGCUUGUGCACUCUGGGAAUCUCUCCAAGAAGCCCCUCAUGAGGUUCAAAUGAUAUGCAAAGAUUUGCGCGCUAUAUCAAACGUUCUUGACGAUAUAAAGUUAGAGGAGAACCAGUUCAUGCAUCACUCUAACUCGAUAAGUGAGGCUCUAGGGCUUUGCUCCGAAGUUCUUGAAUCUCUCAAUCACCUAAGUCAAAAGAUCGUAUUCCCAAAUACCGAUACUACCUUGUUGAUCAAGAGAUGGCGCGCUAUGAAGGGAGUCAUAAAGAUAGAGAAGCUACAAGGGUUACAGUCGAGAUUGAACAGCGCGAAACUGACCUUGGUCCUGGCUCGUCAGAACUCUUCUCAACUUCUGUCCAUGCAAACUUAUAAAUCUCAACAGCAGCUCAUGUCUAUGUUGGAUGGCAUUAAGCUUGAUCUGCAGGAACUGGCCUCGAAAACUGUUGAAAUCAUAUCAAGAGAUCCGCCAGACAGCAACGUAAACUUCGAUGCACUAAAAGUGGAAGCUCGAGCUCUUGCAUGCAAUAUCAAGAAUCCUGUAAUGAGGCUCGGCUUUGAGAGAGCUAUAGAUUUAGCAUAUUCUACAUUGUCAAACCCCACCGAGAGAAGCCUACGGAGAAAGUCUCUUUCUCUGCACAGUGGAAAGCACAGCAUCUCUAUCAUUAACACACCUUUUGGAACAAAUAAUAUCUACAUCACCACUUUAUCGUUCUCAGACGGCACUUAUAAGUCGUGCACCAAGUUGAUCAUGCAUCCCUCUCGUUUGCUACAACUAUGCGGUGUCAGCCUCGGGGUCAGAGUUGCUCUUUCGAAGUCGUGUGGGACCUUCAAAUCUGAAUUAAAAGCAUACAGAGCUGUGCCAGACGAUUCGACAAUUUUCAGACUCUCAGCAUCUUCUGGGCGAUUAUCAACUUGUAAAUUUCUCGUCGAUGAAGGGGCUGAUUUGGAAGUGCGGGAUAUACAAGACAAUGAUCUUGGGUCAUACGUAUGUGGAACGUGGUCUUUCGGUUAUGGCAAUAGCAGAGUUCCCUCAGGCUUCUCAGAUAGUGAUAAUCGGGUCUUUGUGCCUGGCGAUAUUUGCAUAGAAGUCCUCCGAAUGUUUCUCGAUCAGUUCGAAGUCAGCGAAGAUGAGAAUUCCUCUGGGGUAAUAGGAUUGCGUCGACUCGCAAGCCGCACGGAUUUAGUAGCUAAUCGUCGGUGCUUGGCCAACCGAAAACUUUUCUAUUGGACUGCUUCAAUGCUUCAAGAUCAGUUGAUUCUCACUUCCAAUUUAUGGGACUAUUUUCUAUAUACCUUGAUUUCUGCAAUGGAGCUCGAGGAUAUAGAUAUGAUUGAUCAUCUCUUCCGUUCUUGUCCUCAUGAUAUAACAGAAGAUUGGGCCGCGCCAGCUAUAGGGCGUUGUCUCGUGAAGAAGCUCAGAGAAUCCGAUCAAACACAUCUUAUUAGAUGCAUGAUGAGUUACGGUAUGGAUCUUCAUAGCUCUUCAGCAAUGCUGCUUGCUACCAUCACUCAUUAUCCCGAAGCAGAGCACCAGGGCACAAUAACGACACUUCUCUUACAGUCAUCAGCAGCAUUCUUCCGGUUAAAGGCCACUUUGCAACAUUUGGGCAUAGAUAUAGCUAAAUUCGUAUACGAUGAGAUACAGCAGGGCCCCGUCAUCGCCGCUGGUUGGUCUAUGCAAAGUCUCCACGCGGUCUUCAAUUUGGAUUAUGUACCUAAUGAGUCCUUGCUGUAUUUUCAGUGUCUGCAUAAAUGCAUUUUUUUCCCUUUUAAGUAUGGCAGAGAGUUUUCUUGGGAGAUUCUAUUGGACAAAUCAAAAGUUGGAAGCGACUUCUCCAGCGGCGUCGAAGAUAUACUGCGUGAGCGAGAGGAAGGCGUUAUUAAGUUUCAGAGUGUCGACGGACGCGUUUGUUCAUGCUGUGGUAAGGUCGGGAGAUCUUAUGCCACUGUUGAGGAGCUAAUCAUCGAGGAGCGACGUAUCAAUUGGGAUGAAAUAUACGCAGAGGAAUAUGAAGCAGAGGAGGAGGAUUCAAUGUUUCUCUUGUCUAUCUGA